AUGACUUCUUAGGUUAUCUAUGAUAUGUCUGAAUCUAAUAUAAGGUUAGUAACAUUUUCAGUUGUUUCUCACCCUACUUCUGCCAUUCUUAGGUAAGCACUAAUGGCACAAGAAAAUAGUGAACUCUAUGUAGUUUUUGUUCCAUACUUUACACCAAGUCAUAUAAUCCCCUUAGUUGAUAUAGCUAGACUUUUUGCUAGCCAUGGAGUCAAAGUGAGCAUUAUAACCACACACUCUAAUGCCCUCCUUUUCGAGUCCUCUAUCAAGGAUUCUGGCAACCAGAUCUUCAUCCACAAACUCAAGUUCCCAUCUGAGGAAGUAGGCUUACCAGAAGGGAUCGAAAACUUCACUGCAGUCACUGCCUCAGAAAUGGCUAUGUUAUUUAUGGGAAUUGCUUUGCUUCAGAAACCAAUUGAGGAUCUUAUUGUUGAGCUUCGUCCUCAUUGCAUUAUUUCAGAUGUGUGCCUUACAUGGACGGUGGACGUAGCUGAGCAACUGAAGAUACCUAGAGUUACAUUUUAUCCACAUAAUCUUAUGUACCACUGUGUUGAACAUUGUUUGAACGUGCAUACACCUCAUGAGAAGGUAAGUUCGGAUUCAGAAAGUUUCUUGAUUCCGGGUUUACCAGAUCAGAUUGAAAUGAAAAGAUCUCAAUUGCCAGAGGGUAUUAAAACCAAACCUGAAGGACCAUUCUGGGAAAUGAUGAAGAGAAUUAAAGAAUCAGAACCUCGAAGCUAUGCCGUGAUUCAUGACACUAUCUAUGACCUGGAGUCUACUUACGCUGAGCUUUACAAGGAAAUCAAAGGUAAAGAACCAUGGUUGAUUGGUCCUUUGUUUCAUUUUUCAAAGAGAGAAGAAGCAAGCAAUUCAAGGAACACUUCAGUUCAAGAGCGACACAGCUGCCUAAGUUGGCUCGAUUCUCAAGAACCAAACUCUGUUGUGUACAUUUGUUUCGGAAGUAUGGGCAGGUUUUCUGAUGCUCAGCUCUAUGAAAUUGCCUUGGCUCUUGAGGCCUCAAAUUCAUCGUUUCUUUGGGUGGUAAAGAAGGGAGACAAACCCCAAGAAAAUGAGCAAGAAAGCUGGAUGCCUACUAGCUUUAAGGAAAAAAUGCUUACAAACAAGAAAGGUUUGAUAGUCAGAGGAUGGGUGCCACAGCUGAAGAUCUUGAACCAUCCAGCAACUGGAGCGUUCAUGACUCAUUGUGGCUGGAACUCCACCCUAGAAUCUCUUACAGUCGGAGUGCCAAUGCUGACAUGGCCCUUAUUCGCGGAGCAGUUCUACAAUGAGAAGCUGGUGGAGGUUCUUGGAUGUGGGGUUAGAGUUGGGGCAGAGGUGUGCCACAGUACUUUUGACAUCACGGAUACAAUUGUCAACAAGGAGAAGAUAGAGGCGAGUGUGAAAAUGUUGAUGAACACCUCCAAGGAAAGUGAAAAGAUCAGAAGUAGAGCAAAAGACGUCGAAACAAUGAUUAAGAGGGCUGUGGAAAAAGGAGGCUCUUCUUAUAAUCAUCUAACUGCACUAAUAGAGGAGCUAAAGUGCCAUGUUUUUGGCACCUUGGAAGUGUAAUUGAAAACUCAAUGCACUAAGCACUCCUUAAUCUUCCUACAAUAAG
Solanum verrucosum is the source of this 1612-nucleotide messenger RNA. RefSeq names its product nuatigenin 3-beta-glucosyltransferase-like. Gene Ontology annotation, molecular function: UDP-glycosyltransferase activity. The record is from RefSeq and is a predicted model, not a curated record. The transcript has a single exon. NCBI's taxonomy places the organism in Eukaryota, Viridiplantae, Streptophyta, Magnoliopsida, Solanales, Solanaceae. Bases 103 to 1566 code for a protein of 487 amino acids.